Messenger RNA from Trichobilharzia szidati, 3399 nucleotides. The record is from the annotation of a GenBank genome assembly. NCBI's taxonomy places the organism in Eukaryota, Metazoa, Platyhelminthes, Trematoda, Strigeidida, Schistosomatidae.
AUGUCUAUCAAUAGUUAUCCUUCACCUGUUGUAAAAUCAAUUCAUGAUAAUAAUCCUUUGAAUGAUUCCAGUGAUUCGUUGAAUAAACCAACAGAGACAGUGACAGUGACACCAACACCUACAGCAACAACAACAGUAAUAACCUCACCAUUUGGUUUUCCAAUAUUUCCACCAAUAUGUGAUGCAUCCGGAGAUGUUGACUAUAGAAUAUUAUUAAAUCCUGCAUUACGUAACCUGACAAAUAAUGAUACUAUGAAUACUGACUACAGAAGUCAAGAAAUCAAUCAAGCAUUGAAAUCAUCAUCAUCAUCAUUAUCAGUCGAUAGGAAUUCUUCAGGUAUACUGAAUCCUGAUACACCAGUACACAACAUCAAUGAUACAGAUUUAUCUAGUGAUAGUAAUAAUAAUAAUAAUAAAAGUUUACAUAAAACACAAUUAUUUUCUGUAAAACAACUUAAUCCUAAUAACGUUGUAUCAGAUACAACAAGUGAUCGUAAACCAACUGAAAAUGAACCACCUUGUAAGGAUGGUAGACAUAAUGAAGAUGAAGAAGAGGAAGACAAUAUGGAAGUAUCUGAUGGUGAAGAGCCUGAAGUAGACGCCGCCGCCGAAGACGACGACACGAAGAAGAAUAAGAGGAAGGUGAACGUUGACAAUACUAUGCUGCUUAUUACUUCAGAUACACAAGAUAAAGAUUGGCGUAUAUUUACGCAACAAUUACCACUUGAAGUCAAGCCAUUAUCUCAUCUUUCAUCAUCACCAGCUCCUUCUGGAAAUAUGCCAUCUCCAUGUAUACGACCACCAAUCCCGCCGCCACCACCGCCGCCGCUACUUGUGAAAAAUCCAAUCGGUUGGCCUUUACCACCUGAACCAAUUCUUCAGCCAAUCAUUCCGAUACAAUCAAAUCCUCUUCCUACGCCUGCACCGAUUCGUAUACCUCCACCGCCUCCACCUCCACAAUUUGUUGGUGUAUUAGGCGGUCAACGGGCAAUUAGUCCACCGCCUCCACUACCCUCAACAUUAAAUGAAUUAACAGGUUAUCAUCAUAUCCCAACAGCACUAGGCGGCGUAGGAGGAGGUGGGGUAGUGGUAACGAAACCUGAUAUACCUUUACUAGUAGCACCGCCGCCGCCACUGCCUCCGCCACCUCCACCUCCACUACUGCAUCCACCGCCUCCUGCACAAUCAUCGAUAUCACCAUCAUUGUAUAUGGAUAAAAUCAAUAUGAUCUCAAAUAAUAAUAGUAACAACAAUAAUAAUAACAAUAAUCUAGUAACGAAGAGUAUUGAACCCAAUGUUUUAAUCACUCCUACAGUUACCAUCUCGGCUGCUGCUGCUGCUGCUGUUGCUCCUACUACUCCUCCUUCUACCGCUGUUUCAUCAGCAAUGAUGAUUCAAUCACAAAACUAUUCAGCUUUUGAUCUAUUGAAAAAUUUAUGUCAAUCCAAUGUCGUUACGCAAACGAGUCUUUCAAAACCAUCAUCAUCAUCAUUGUCUUUACCUACUUUUCCAUUAUCGUCGUCGACAACGCCAGCCUCUAGUAUAUCAAAGGAAUCUACUCCACAAAAAGAUUAUUCAAGUGUACCUUCUCAACAAAUGACAACAAAUUCAACAGUUUCUGAUGCAUCAAAAGUUAGUCAUACAUUGGCGCUUGAAACAAACAGUGAUCCACUUGUAGAUAGUAAUGAUAUCAGUAAUAAUAAUAAUAAAAAUUCAACAGAAGACCCAUUUGCUAUUAUUUCUCGAUUAACUGGUCUUUCUAAUUUAAUAAAGAAUAUUCCAAUACAAUCAAGUUUGAGUACAAUCCCAUUAACUUCUCCAACUUUAAUCAAUUCUACAGAAUCUUUUCAUUCUAAUCCUUCUGUCAAAGUGAAUAUGAUCAAUCCUAUCACUACUACUACUACUACCACUAAUAAUAAUAAUAAUACUGAAAUGUCCAAUUAUCGUCUCCAAUCAGUACCACCACCACCACCAACAACAACAACAACAACCAUAAGAACAGAGGGAUUCAUGAAUACUUCAUCUACUGCUAUGAAUACUACCAUGGUCACAACUACUUAUUCAUCUACUGCAUGCACAGCUGCUAAACGUUCUAGAUUUUCAGAUAUUCCAUCCAUGGAAAGUGGAAUUAUUGACCAACAGACAAUACCGUUAACUGUAUAUACUACUGAACAAUCAGUGUUAUCGUCUAAUAGUGGAGUGCCUUCUUCCUCCGCUUCUUCUUCUUCUACUUCUAGUGGGAAAUUAUCAAUUUCAAACAGUUUUAAUAAUAGUAGUGAUCUUAAUCAAGAUCUUUAUGAGGAAAGAAGAGAUCAUUCAAUGACAAGUUAUAAAAAUUAUAAUAAUAAUGGCGAUUGUGACAAUGAUGGUGACGAAGAUUAUAGUGCGGAUUGUGGUGGUGGUAGUGGUGGUGGUGAUACACCUACUCAAGAUGAAAGAGAAGAUGAUCAUCAUCAUCCACUCUCUGAUAUUCCACAAAACAGAUCCUUAUUAUCGAUUCAUCCAUUCAAUACAUCACCAUCCAGCUUGGCAGAUUUAUUAAUUCCUAAUAAUAAUAAUAAUGAUAAUAUGAAUAAUAAUUCAUGUCAUGGUGUAGAUCCAAAUUCUUUCCUGUCGAAGAAUCCCAUGCACAGCAUUUCACAAUCAUCAUCGUGUAUCUUAUCAUCGUCAACAUCAUCAUCAUCAUCAUCAGCAUCACAAGGCUAUGGAGUAUCGUUUAAUAAUAACAACAGCAAUCUGAACACUUCAACUACACCUGUCAGUUCUAUUGGCCUAUCAUUGACACAAUUCUCCUCUAUGAUACCACCAAAUGCUAUGUCAUCUAUAAUGACAGGGAAUAAUACAACUAACUUGUCUGUUACAAGUUGUUCACAGGUGCCUCCUGGUGGUGGUGCCGCUGCUGGCGGUGGUUUAAUGUUUUAUCAAUCUCCGAGAAUUUCAUUACCUCCUAGAGGAUUACCUCCUGGUGGUUUUAUGAUCUCUCCACAACACCAUCACCACCACCAGCAACAACAACAACAAACACGUCCAGCAAUGUCUUCUCUUCUACCUGGAAAUAUACAACAAAUCCCUUCUACACCAUCAGAUUGGUCUAAAUCUGUGAUAAUCAACAAUCAAUUACGACAACAGCGAUUACAACCACCACAACUUGUACAACAACAUCCACCGAAUGAUUUUUGGUCAAUGAUGAGUACAGUUCCACCACCACCACCACCACCCCCACCUCAUCCUUCUGCUCCUCUUCCACCUCAUUCUCUAUCAUCAUCCACACGACCUCCACAAGGUGCAUUACCACUGCGUCAAUCAGCAUUCCCUACAUUUAAUGCAUCACAAAUUCGUUCACAAACUCCAUCAUCAAUUGGUGUAUUCAAUCCCUUUGCAAUCAAUAAACCAAUGUAA